UGGAGGGUGUGGAGAUCAUAGAAUCAGAAUAGUUCAGCACAAAAAGCUGAGUCAAUUCUGACGGAAUCAGACUGCCUGUGGGUGUGGGUGGGGUGAGCAGUAUUGUUUGGAGUCAAGAGACUGAGGAAGCCGCAGCAACUAUGGCCGACUGUGUGACCAAGGUGCAGCUGACGGUGUCCUGCGAGAGUUUGAUGGACAAAGAUGUUGGUUCAAAGUCAGACCCCAUGUGUGUGCUGCAGCAGAGCCUCGGUGAGGACCAGUGGACAGAGAUGGACCGCACGGAGAGAGUGAAAAACUGUGAGAAGCCGGAAUUCGCCAAAAAGCUGUUGGUGGAUUAUUUCUUCGAGCGAGUCCAGAAACUGAAACUGGGAAUUUACGACAUCGACAAUAAAUCCACGUCCCUGAACGAUGACGAUUAUCUCGGAGGAGUGGAGUGCACACUCGGCCAGAUUGUCUCCAGUAAAACAUUCACACGACCUCUGGAGCUGAAGAAAGGGAAGCUGGCGGGGAAAGGCAGGAUCACGAUCGUCGCUGAAGAAAUCCACGAUAAACGCACGGCAGCGUUUCAGAUGGAAGCCAGGAAACUAGAGAAUAAGGAUUUUAUGGGCAAAUCGGAUCCAUUCCUGGAGAUCUUCAGACAGGGGGACGACGGCUCUUGGCAGCUGGCUUACCGUUCCGAGGUCAUCAAGAAUAAUCUGAACCCGAACUGGAAGAGUUUCUCGGUCUCGCUGCAGUCGCUGUGUCACGGGGAUGUGCAGAAACCUGUUAAGGUCACCUGCUUGGACUAUGAUGGUGAUGGCUCUCAUGAUCUGAUAGGCGCUUUUGAAACUGACUUGUCUAAACUGCAGCAAGUGGAAGGCGGCUCUCCGAUGGAGUUUGACUUCAUUAAUCCUGAAAAGAAGAAAAAGAAAAGUUAUAAAAACUCUGGGAUUCUGCGUGUGAAAUCCUGUAAGAUUGAAACGGAAUACUCCUUCCUCGAUUACGUGAUGGGCGGAUGUCAGAUCAACUUCACUGUUGGUGUUGACUUCACCGGCUCCAAUGGAGAUCCUCGCUCCCCAGACUCCCUCCAUUACAUCAGUCCCAAUGGCAUGAAUGAAUAUCUGUCUGCAAUCUGGUCAGUCGGGCAAGUGGUGCAAGAUUAUGAUACAGACAAGCUGUUCCCUGCAUUUGGAUUUGGAGCUCUGGUCCCUCCUGAUGGGAAGGUUUCCCACGAAUUCUCCUUGAAUUUCAACCCCACCAACCCCUAUUGCCAAGGUGUCCAGGGAGUUAUUGACGCAUAUCGUAAUGCGCUGGUCAAUGUGAAGCUUUACGGCCCAACCAACUUCUCCCCCAUCAUCAGCCAUGUCUCCAGGUUUGCUGCUGCUGCCGCUCAGCAGCCGACAGCCACACAAUACUUUGUGUUGCUGAUCAUCACUGACGGGGAGAUCACAGACCUGGACCAGACCCGCAACGCCAUCGUGGCUGCCUCACGGCUGCCAAUGUCCAUCAUCAUUGUGGGGGUGGGCAGCGCUGACUUCAAGGCCAUGGAGUUCCUGGACGGGGACGAGGGGGUCCUCAAGUCACUGACAGGGGAGCCCGUCGCUCGCGACAUCGUCCAGUUCGUGCCUUUCCAGAAGUUUCAGAACGCUCCCAAGGAGGCUCUGGCCCAGACCGUUUUGGCCGAAGUCCCCAAACAGCUGGUGUCGUAUUACAAACUACGGAACCUUCCACCCCCCAACUCCCCACAGUCCAACAAGUAACCCCCCUCCCGCACUGCCACCCUGCCCCCCCCCCCACUGCCCAACCCCCGUGCCCCCCGCUCAAUAUAAUGCCAAACCACUUAGAGUUCAGGACCAAUCCGCCCUCUGGUGUGGUCAGUGCCGCACCUGGCAAUGCUACGGCUUGUGUUUCACUGGCGCUUGGCUCUCCAUUGCUGCUCUCUUUGCCUUGUUGAAGCUUUCCCUUGUGUAAUGUGUAAAAGUGCCUAACUCACCGCGCACAUAAACAGCUUCCAAUCAAGUUCUAUGUGUAGAUUAAGCUGCUCGACACCAUCGUGAUCCCCGUCCACAAACCUUUGUCUCAAAUAUAAUGUACUGUCGGAGGCAACAGUUUGUGUACUUUUGAUUUUUAUUCCUCUUAUUCCCUCUUAUGUCUCACUCACACCCACAUGAACACACAAAUACAUCCACCCACACCCACCCACA
Messenger RNA from Callorhinchus milii (elephant shark), 2183 nucleotides. Its product is annotated as copine-3. Gene Ontology annotation, cellular component: plasma membrane. Lineage: Eukaryota; Metazoa; Chordata; Chondrichthyes; Chimaeriformes; Callorhinchidae. The transcript is spliced from 16 exons. The coding region runs from base 141 to 1739 and encodes 532 amino acids. Gene Ontology annotation, molecular function: calcium-dependent phospholipid binding. The record is from RefSeq and is a predicted model, not a curated record. Gene Ontology annotation, biological process: positive regulation of tumor necrosis factor-mediated signaling pathway; cellular response to calcium ion; regulation of canonical NF-kappaB signal transduction.